This is a messenger RNA of Rhipicephalus sanguineus (brown dog tick), 1026 nucleotides long. RefSeq lists its product as uncharacterized. The record is from RefSeq and is a predicted model, not a curated record. Lineage: Eukaryota; Metazoa; Arthropoda; Arachnida; Ixodida; Ixodidae. Bases 1 to 1026 code for a protein of 341 amino acids. The transcript has 2 exons.
AUGCGAAUUGCCAACUUAUGGUGCAUCGACUCUCUAGGUGUGCAAGACAGUCCUGACGGCAGCCAAAGCGACAGCAACUCCCUUGAAUUGUUCGAAAAUGACGUGUCCAAGAAAGGAGAGCGCUACGAGGUUCCCCUUCUUCUUCGGGAGCCUGGUCUGGAAACCGGCCAAAGCAACUACGACCUCGCUAAACAGCGGCUCCUGAUGCAGCUCCGUCGCUUCCGACAGCAACCAGACCUUCUUGUUCAUUAUGACGACACCAUCAAGGCAUACUUCAACGAAUCCCACGCAGACCGAGUUCCAGACGACAUGGUGCUCAAGCCCAACACGUACUACAUGCCGCAUCAUGGAGUAAUUGGUCGUGAUGCCGUCACCACCAAGCUUCGGGUUGUUUUUGACGCGUCAUCUCAUGCUCCCGGUCAACCAUCCUUGAACAACGUGCUCAUGAAGGGGCCUAAGAUGGAUGCCGACUUACUUAAACUUUUGCUCAACUUCAGGAUGCAUCCAAUAAUCAUGGUGGCUGACAUUAAGAAGGCGUAUCUUCAAAUCAGCAUUCGCCCGGAAGACAGAGAUGCGCUGCGCUUCCUAUGGGUUGCUCGUCUCCCGACGGAACACGAACCAUUUCCGCCAAUCGUUCGCUGGCAAAUGACCCGCGUGCCCUUCGGCGCUAAGUCCAGCCCCUUUCUCCUAGCAGCAACGUUACACCAGCAUUUCCGAGUCUCCGAAGAGCGAUUCCCCGAAACAGUGGAAUGCCUCCGACAGUCAUUUUACGUCGAUGAUUUAGUCAUCGGUGCGGACAACCUGCGGACGGCUCAACGGAUUUACUCGGAGGCGAGAAUCAUUCUAGCGGACGCCGGCAUGGAGCUUCAUCAUCUGUGGAAGCGCUGGCGCAAGGAGUACCUGUUGCUUCUGCGAUCGGCCCACGAAGCGGCACCCAAGACAACACCACGGCUUCAGGUUGGCGACAUCGUCCUGGUGCACGACUACUCACCAACAAUAACGUGGAAAAUGGCUCGAGUGACCUAA